Messenger RNA from Daucus carota subsp. sativus, 1730 nucleotides. RefSeq names its product glyceraldehyde-3-phosphate dehydrogenase GAPCP2, chloroplastic. The coding region runs from base 226 to 1506 and encodes 426 amino acids. NCBI's taxonomy places the organism in Eukaryota, Viridiplantae, Streptophyta, Magnoliopsida, Apiales, Apiaceae. The record is from RefSeq and is a predicted model, not a curated record. Gene Ontology annotation, molecular function: NADP binding; NAD binding; oxidoreductase activity, acting on the aldehyde or oxo group of donors, NAD or NADP as acceptor. Gene Ontology annotation, biological process: glucose metabolic process. The transcript is spliced from 14 exons.
AUUACAAGAUGGUAGGUGCGAUACACACACAUGUGCAUACAACAAAUAUAGUCUAAUACUAUAGGUUGGCUUCUUAGAAAUCUCCGCAGGCGCGGCGUUUUUAUAUCAUUAUAUAUCUACCUCAUUUGCCUUUUCUUCUCUCUCAACACCUCCAAACCCUAGCUUUACAUUUCUCCGUGGGACCGGUCGAUUGAUCGAUCCUGUUUCUUAUUGGAGCUUUGGGAAAUGGCCACUUCUUCACUUUUCCGAUCUACGGUUUCGCCGGCCGGCUGCGGCGGCGCCUCCAGGUCUGAGCUCCGGCCGUCUGGUGUUCCCAAGGUGUCUUCUGUUAGUUUCUGUCGAGGUUCAUUGAAGUCCGAGUCGAGUAUCUUUGGUGCUUCUAUUCCUGGGAACUCAUCAUCAUUACACAAAUCUAGUUCUCGUAGUAUCCAAACAAUCCAGGCUACUGCCACCGAAUUGCCUCCUACAAUUCAAAUGUCAAAAAGCGGUGGGAAGACAAAAAUCGGAAUCAAUGGUUUUGGGAGAAUUGGAAGGCUCGUGUUACGAAUAGCAACUUUUAGAGAUGAUAUCGACGUAGUGGCAGUCAAUGAUCCAUUUGUUGAUGCCAAGUACAUGGCAUACAUGUUUAAAUAUGAUUCUACUCAUGGAGUAUACACAGAAUCCAUUAAAGUGUUGGACGAUUCUACUCUAGAAAUAAAUGGAAAAAAGAUUAAGGUUACUAGCAAAAGGAACCCUGCAGAAAUUCCAUGGGGUGAAUAUGGGGCAGACUUUGUUGUUGAGUCUUCUGGGAUUUUCACAACGAUUGAGAAGGCUUCUGAACACAUAAAGGGUGGAGCCAAGAAAGUCGUGAUUUCAGCUCCAUCAGCUGAUGCUCCUAUGUUUGUUGUGGGGGUUAAUGAGGAAACAUACAAACCAAACAUGGACAUCGUAUCUAAUGCUAGCUGCACUACCAAUUGCCUGGCUCCUCUUGCCAAAGUGGUUCACGAGGAGUUUGGCAUUCUUGAAGGGUUGAUGACUACCGUGCAUGCAACUACAGCUACACAGAAGACGGUUGAUGGCCCUUCCAUGAAAGAUUGGCGUGGAGGACGAGGUGCAGGGCAAAAUAUUAUCCCUAGUUCAACUGGUGCUGCAAAGGCUGUUGGUAAAGUGCUGCCGGAGCUCAAUGGAAAGCUCACUGGAAUGGCUUUUCGUGUCCCGACAGCAAAUGUUUCUGUUGUGGAUUUAACUUGUCGACUUGAGAAGAGUGCUUCAUAUGAAGAUGUCAAAGCGGCAAUAAAGUAUGCAUCCGAGGGCCCACUUCAUGGGAUUCUUGGAUACACUGAUGAGGAUGUUGUUUCAAAUGAUUUUGUUGGUGACUCAAGGUCAAGUAUAUUCGAUGCACAAGCUGGGAUGGGGCUGACUUCUUCUUUCAUGAAGCUUGUCUCCUGGUAUGACAAUGAAUGGGGUUACAGCAACCGUGUACUGGACCUGAUAGAACACAUGGCAUUGGUAGCGGCUACCAACUAAAAUUGAUGGGAAGCAACCGGUGCUUUGGUUUUUCGCUAUAAUUAGUGUGUCAAAGUAGAAUUUAACGAUAUAGUGAUCAUUUUUGAUUUUCACUGGCAUUGUUAAUUGUUAUCCAAUAUAUGAGUAGAGACUCACAUUUUAGAGCUUUCAAAUAAGUACUCUGAAGUUAAAUGUUUUUAAUCUCUUUGCUUUAUAAACACCCAAGUUGGAAUAUUAGCAAGGCA